Polyodon spathula (Mississippi paddlefish) is the source of this 6967-nucleotide messenger RNA. Its product is annotated as dehydrogenase/reductase SDR family member on chromosome X-like. Lineage: Eukaryota; Metazoa; Chordata; Actinopteri; Acipenseriformes; Polyodontidae. The record is from RefSeq and is a predicted model, not a curated record. The coding region runs from base 75 to 1130 and encodes 351 amino acids. The transcript is spliced from 7 exons.
UUAUGUGUGUGAUACAGGUUUUGCGGCGGAACUGUGCUGAGGGAAGCAAGCGUUUCCGCUGAGUGUAGGGGUGAAUGCUGCUGGCUGUGACACCACGGGCUGAAAAGGAGGCGGCACAAUCACAAAGCCACAUAGACAUGUGGGUGUUUUAUGUCGUCAUACCAGUGUUGAAGAUCUAUUACAUCGGCUUAAAGGUGCUUCUGUAUCAGCUCUUCAACAAAGCAUUCCUACUACCAGUCUUUCCCAAACAAAAUGAAAGAGUUGCCAUAGUGACGGGAGGUGCCAGAGGGAUUGGUUGUGAAACUGCAAGGCAUCUGGCAAGGCUUGGAAUGCACAUUAUAAUAGCUGGAAAUUCAGAAAACAAGGGUCAAGAGGCAGUGAAACGCAUCAAAGAAGAGAACCUAAAUCAAAAAGUGGAGUUCAUUCAUCUUGACCUGACUUCACUAAAGUCUAUUCAUUGGUUUGUCAAGAAGUUCAAUGACAGAGGCCUUCCACUUCACAUUCUAGUCAAUAAUGCAGGGGUCAUGUUGGUUCCACAGAGAACAACGCAGGAUGGCUUUGAAGAGCACAUCGGUUUGAACUACCUGGGGCACUUCCUGCUCACCAAGCUGCUCCUGGACAAGCUGAAACAGUCUGGGUGCCAGGAGUCCAGCGCCCGCGUUGUCACAGUAUCCUCAGCCUCUCAUUACUGUGGAGAACUGGACCUGGAGGACCUGCAGAGCUGUAGCUGUUACUCAUCACACCGUGCAUAUGCCCAAAGCAAGCUUGCCCUUGUGCUGUUUACCUACUACCUGCAGCAUCGCCUGACAGCAGAAGGGAGCCAUGUAACGACCAAUGCAGUGGACCCAGGAGUGGUGAACACAGACCUCUACCAGAAUAUCUGCUGGCCGGCUCAACGCCUCAAGGGCUUGGUGGCUGGGCUGCUGUUCCGGACCCCAGAGGAGGGAGCCUCGACUUCAAUAUAUGCAGCAGCUGCACCAGAGCUAGAGGGAGUUGGCGGCUGUUAUCUCUACAAUGGUCAAAGGACAAAGUCUGCAGAUGCCUCGUACGAUGAGGAACUUCAAAGCCGACUCUGGACUCUGAGCUGCAGCCUUGUUGGGAUUCAGGAGCAGCACCACAAGGCUUACUGAGUAGUCCAGUUCAAUCAUUCCAAAUGGAAGCUGACAUUAAAAGUGCUUUUAAUUGGUGUUCCUCCUGCUGUUGAUUGUCCACGAGGGGCUGCCCUUUCUGCUUUUGUGCAUAGACAAGACAAUCUUAUAUUACUGUUGUCAGAACAAAUAAACAUAUCAAAACAUACUAGCUGGUGUUGAAAAAAAUACAUGUUAAUCCAUCGAAAGCCACUGCUUGGAUAAGCAUCGAUCGAACCUUGCCAUCACGUGCAAUAUUAUAAUAUGAAUUCUGCUUACAACCUGCCUCUGUUUUAGCACAGGUUUACAUGGAAUAAAUUACCAAGUGAUGGCAGGGUCCUCAGAAACAACUAGAAACUCCUGGAUCUCAUAAAUAGCUACAUCUAUCAUGGUAGCAUUUUACAAAAUACUUUCAUAUGAAGUAAAUCUCUAUAUAGGUACAGUGUUAUUCUUCCUCUUUGGCUUCUGAGUUUCAAACAACAUCAAUACAAUGUAAAAUCCUCCAUUUUCUACAGUUUUGUAUAGAUUCAUGAUAGUUAUCGGUUGCUGGGGUAACCAUAUGAAACAUACCGGAUAGAGGCGGUUGCAGAGGCAUUCAGGGUUGCUUUUGGAAGUAAAUUAAUAGAAAGUUGCCGUAGGCCUGCUACUGCCGGUUUUCUUGCUCUCUGCUGCACUGUGAACAUCCAUAGCUACAAGUUUCCCCACAGCAAGUGCCUGUCAGUUCUGUGGCCUGGGAAGGGUUAACAGGUCACUUAACUGUGCAGACAAUAGACUCUGUUCUUAAUAUCCUGCCGUAUUGUAAAUGAUUCACUCAGCGAGAGUGCUGUUUCUCUAGAGGUGAUAUUGUGAUUUCAAGCUGUUUCUUUAGCAUGCUCAUAGUCUUCUAGCAUCUGUUUUUCAUUCAUUGUUUUUAAACGUUGUUCCUAAAUGAAGGGAUCUGGUUCACACGCUGUUGUCACCUAUGCAUUAUAUACUGCAGUUUCAUGAACACACUACAGUAUAUGAUUUUGAUAUUUGUGCAUAUCAUUUCCUAGAUCACCUUAAAUUGUAAAGAAAUCAAGCAUUACAGCAAAUACAGUGCUUGCUAAGGGUGACAUUAUUUUGUAGAAGGGUUAUAAUAAGAGUAUACUUUUCUAAUCAAGGAAACUUUGAAAUAUGCUCCAGAACUGCAUCAUAGUUCUAUUGGCAUUUCAUUUUAGCACCAGUUUCAUGUACUAAUACCUUUAAACAGGCGUGUUCAUUUAUAUUGAGAAUGAAUGGUAGUGCAUACAAAGGGUAGUAACUGUAUCAAAACGCCACUCUGUUUUCUAAUGUACAGCACUGUAAUAAUAUUUGCUUUGCGAAUCUAGCUGUUAAAAUAAGAAGGGGAAUAGCUAUGGGCGCUAUAAGCCAGGAGCCACUAACGUGGUAAAAAGUAAAAUGUCAGACAACAUGCUUUAAAUAUUUUGACAAGCACUGUGAUAUUUUCCUGUGUACUUCAUUAAUAAUGCAUGCAGAUAUGGGGCUUGGCAUCCAUAACAUUAGCUCAAAGCACUGGCAAAAUAGACAGCUUUCUUCAAAUUACUAAAAAUAAUAAUAAUAUAGUAAUACAUUCCAACCGAGUGAUACACCAUUAAACUUUUAACUGGUGCUGAAGUUAACUCGGCUAACUUGUGACUUUAUUUAAUCUUUUGAUAUAUUUUUUCCAGAAUAAUAUUUUUUUUCGGUACGUUUUUUUUUUUUUUUUUCUGUAAAAGGUAAAGUUAGGACAUUACGACUUACUUACUAAAAUAUACUGCUUUGACAGACCUGGAGAGAAUCACUUUGUCUGUUUUCAUUAUAAUACCUAUGUGAAACAUUUUUGCUGUGAAAAGCAACAUGUAGGCUUGGUAGUCUUUUUUUUAUAUAUAUUUUUUUUUAUUUAAACUCUGUUUGUCCACCGUGAAGUUAUUAUGUUGAUAUAGCACAUGGGAACUGCUGUCACACUCUGUGCUGCAGUCACAUACAGUUUGAGUGUAUGAACAAUAACAGAUUGUGAAGGUGCACACGAGUGUUAAGUCAUAACCAUAGAGACAAUACUGAGGGGCUUGUUUUAAAAUAUGUGUCCCCAUCUGCUAGUAAAUGCCUGUAAAACAUUCAUACAGUUGCUAUACACAGCUCUGACCCACAGAAGUCUAUACAACACUCAGUUUUAUGUCCUUUUAAACCAAACAAUAUACAUGAUAAACUGUGAACCACCAGAAACAUUUUCUCCAAGAAAGUUAUUUUCUUCCGGCUCUAUUUUCAAUAAAAAACCUUUUUGGAUUUGUGUUUUUACAGAGAAGCAUACUUGGUGGUUUUUAAUGUCUCCUAUUAAGCAGUCUAAAAACACAGUACUGAAAAAACCUACAGUGGUUCAUGUGUACUAAAAAUACGUCUAUUUAUAUAAAUACGAAUGAAAUAGUAAGCACAAGGUUGACUUGCAUUAUAAGCAUCUACUCUGUAAAAUAUUUGGACAUUCUGGGCAGCAUGACCAUGUUAUCUUUCUUGAAAUGUUAUGCCACUUUAUUUUCUGUGUUAUUUUUUGUUUGUUAUUUUUUACUGAACUGCACUUGCCUUCAUCCACAUUACUUCAGGAUUAAUUUAAUGGAGAGCCUACAGAGCACAGGUGUGUCCUUUUACAUAGAGAAUGUUUAUCAAAUGGAACCACAGGAAUGGGAAAUAAUGAUGGUCUUUAAUUGGAACUUUCAUUUUAAUUGGCAUUUAUCUCAAGUAGUCAUAUAACACACAGGAUUAAUGGCUGUCAGACUUCAUCAACUCUACUGUGAAAUAUUUAGCUGUGAAAUGCUUUGGUUGGGCUGGACAAAGAUAAGACCCUAAUAUGUAAGUAACCACACACAGAGCAUUACUUUUAUAGAAGGAACAGGUGUCCGUUAGUACCCCAGGCUGCCAUGCUCUUGCUGGAAAUUAUGAAGCAGACAUUUGAGCCUGACACAAAGGACACAUGGGUAAACAUUUUGCCGGAGGGCCACAUCAAUUUUGCACAGAAUAAAUCAGAUCCGCUUUCACUUCAAGCAUCUUUUCCAGCACAUAUUUAAUUUGACUUUGUCAGUCUAAGAUGUGUAUCCCUAAUUAAAACGGAAUAAUGUUUUACCUAAAUGCAGACAGUAAUGUACAGACUUGGACACUCAAGGACAUUGCUGUAUUUUUGGGCUAAGAUCCAGGACGCUUUGCAAAAUGUAGUAAAUGUUCUGUCUACUCCAAAAUACCAUGCCUUUGGAUUGGGUACAUUCAUUGUUAGCAAAAUUACACUUCUGCAGGAUGUAGUCUGUGCUUCUGUCACACUUCCAAUUACUCAAGUGAUGAAACGAGUUAAGGACAUCCUUCAGCACAAGUUAUUGCCCUUGUCAGAAUCUCAAAUACAUACUGUAUGUAGUCCCCAUGUCUGUCAGUCUGUAUGUACAUACAUUAAUCCUUAAAGAACAUGUUUAUUAAUGCUGAUUUCUUUGCACAGCAUGUUACAUUUAAAUCCUGCUCCUACACUACAGGUGUUGCCUCUCUUCAUUGUGCAAAUAGUUUUUCCCUUUGAUCACAAUUCUGAUUUCCACAUAAAUUUAUAGUGAUAUUUACAUUGCGUUUACCUGAAUUAAACAUUCAUUUAAAACAUGACAUCUUAAGGAGUCGGAAUGUCUUGGAGAGCAGGUAGGUUUGAAGUUUAUUUUUUUACCUUUAUCAAAUCUUGUUUUUUAAUCAGUAUUCUCAGUUGUAUCUGUAUAUCUUUCUGUAGAAAGCCAGUUAUUCUUACAGUUUAAUCAACGAGUAGAUUAUAUCAAAUGCAUUCAUGAUUUUAAGUGAGGACCAAAGUGAGGUACUGUGUGUAUUAACCUUUUCAGAUGAGUAUGUGAUAGGCAUACUCAAAGUGGUGUGUGCUAUUGUGAUGAGAAAAAUGAUCAUGAAAGGUCAGUGUCGGUUCAUUGCUGUUCUGUUGCCACUUAAACGUCCUUCUCAAGAAACAGAACUGUGUUUUUGUACACAAAAGGCUAUUAACCCUUUCAAAGGUGUGUGUUGUAUUAUUGUGAUUGUCAGUAUUUUCUUUUUAAUGAAAAGUCAAAGACAUGAUUCAGGUAAAUUCUGAUCCAUAUUAUUUUCUGACUAUAUUCAUCUUUUAAUAUUCCUUAAAUAAAACUUCAUAGCAAUAGAUAUAGUAUAGAUUUGUAUAUCACAAAUUUUGACAGCAAAUCGCUACACUGAUCCAGGUAUUUACUGUAACUUCUUGUGUGGAUGUCUACGUGUGUAACAAUAACUGUCGUCCAUAGUGAAUUUGAAUAUAAUAGUCAGCCACAUCUUUAAUGAAGAAGUCAUGCAAAGUUCCAUUUCUGAGAUGCUGGCAGACUGCUUUCUAAUACGUUGUACCUACAAGCUUUUGUAAACAUAGUGGAGUUGUCACAGUGAUUCUGUCUUUGUUAAACCAUGGUAUUCAUGGUAUUUAAAAUGUUUGUCACACCUAAAUUCUGAUCCAUAUUAUUUUCUGACUAUUUCAUCUUUUAAUAUUCCUUAAAUAAAACUUCAUAGUAACCACUUUUUAUCAAUACGUUGGCAUUUAUGGGAACCUGAAGUUGGCACCUUAUAUGGUCUGUAAACUGCAGUUGUUGUAACUGAAACAAGUAGAUGCAUUAGUUACUGCACACGGGUAUGUAAAGAUAUUGUAAGAUAUUGCUUCUGCAGAUUCCCUUUAGGACAAAAAAGGGAUUAAUCUAAAAGCAGUGUGCACAACACCUGUGCAACAUUUGAUUUUUCACAAUUCAUAUUUAUUCAAAAAUUAUGGUAAAUGGAAGUUAAAUGUAGACCUGUAAGGGGCGGGACAUCAAGCAAGCAAGAAAAUAACACUCUUAAAAGUACCAGGAAGUAAAGGGUUAAAGUCCUGGGAAUUCUAGGGUUACCUGCAACCCCAGAACAGCCUGCAACAAUGUGUGCCAUGUGUGCUAUUUCAAUGUCUGUAUAUCUAUGUAACUAUAUGAUAUGUAUGUACUAUAGAUACACUGCCUGGCUACUUUAUUAGAACCUAUAUACCCGAUUGGAUUUGGCUUAGCUUAAGUUUACUUAGGCAUCUAUGAGGAUCAAGUCCCCCCAAAAAUGUUGCAUUUGUACCCUAAUGGCGAUGGCUACUUUCAAGAUGGUAAUGCACCCAUAGAAAUGUGCCAGUAUUGUGUGCUAAUGGUUUGGAGCAUUAUAGAGACUUCAGGCAUCCUCCAUGGCCACUGCAAUCCCUGGAUCUCAAUGUAUUUGAGCAUGUUUUGGGUGGCCUUGAAUUACACAUUCAUUAUCAAGAUCAUCUGUCUACUCUGCACCUAUUGCGUGAAACAUAACUGAAUGGAUUCGAGACACCUUCCAGCACUGUGAUCAGGACAUAUGGUGGCCCAGCACUGAACUAGGUAAAGGUCCUAAUAAUGUGGACAGUCAGUGCAAAUAUACAAUGUAUAUGUAUAGAUUUGUAUAUCACAAAUUUUGACAGCAAAUCGCUACACUGAUCCAGGUAUUUACUGUAACUUCUUGUGUGGAUGUCUACGUGUGUAACAAUAACUGUCGUCCAUAGUGAAUUUGAAUAUAAUAGUCAGCCACAUCUUUAAUGAAGAAGUCAUGCAAAGUUCCAUUUCCGAGAUGCUGGCAGACUGCUUUCUAAUACGUUGUACCUACAAGCUUUUGUAAACAUAGUGGAGUUGUCACAGUGAUUCUGUCUUUGUUAAACCAAAAUAAGUCUUUUAUUCAUGGUUUUUAAAAUGUUUGUCACACCAAAAUGUUGUAACUUAUCAACUUAUGAUUGUUGUAUUUGUGUAAGAUUUUGAGGCGUAAUAUACAUGUGCAGUCAAACUCGAAAAAUUAAG